Fusarium vanettenii 77-13-4 is the source of this 2579-nucleotide messenger RNA. RefSeq lists its product as uncharacterized. NCBI's taxonomy places the organism in Eukaryota, Fungi, Ascomycota, Sordariomycetes, Hypocreales, Nectriaceae. Bases 1 to 2247 code for a protein of 748 amino acids. The record is from RefSeq and is a predicted model, not a curated record. The transcript has a single exon.
AUGCCACCAAAGACCGCAUUCUUUGCCCCCAAGGGCCCUCGCAGGUACAUGAGCACACGGCCGAAGCAAGCUUACCUGGUUGCCCGGGUCAAAGGCGUUGGCGGGCAAGGAAGCUUCCUUGAGAAGGACGAGACCAUCGCUGACACAAUUCCCGAAUUAUACGACAACGAACAACCACCAUUCUUCCAGCCUCGUGAGGAAUGGGACCACUGGGACCCGGCAACCUUCGAGUACCCUUGCACAACGGACGAUCGGCAAUUGAUCAAUCGAAAGCUGGGUAAGACUGAGCUCCAGCGAAGCUACUUCGAGAACCCAACCUUCGAUAUCUCCUGGGCGGACCACGUUGAAAGCCUUUGGUGUCUGCACCAGGAUCUGGCUUGCGACGACAAGAUGCUGCUUAAUAUCUCGAUUGGAGGAGUACUGCGGAUGCUCGCGAAUGGGCUUGAGAAGGUCGUUACAGUCACCAGGUGCGAGAUUGAGAUCCCCGGGAAGGAGUCAAAGUGCAAUUCCCAUUGGAAUACCCCUACGCCAUACCUGCCAGAUCAUUACGACCGGAUUAAAGCCUACUUCGACAUGGGGUUCUACGGGCCCAGGAGAUGGCGUGAGUCCCUUAUCGGGAAGAGAUUCUUCGCUGGCUUUGUCCGACACCGAUACAAUAGCCACUUCACAACCUUCAUUUGGGAUAGGAAGAAGGCAGACCUCUACCACUUUGAUACCCUACCAGAUGAUCAGAUGAUUCGAGCGAAGAACGUCUCCCUUGCCUGGAGAGAGCACCUUGCAGUGGCCGGACAACCUUACGACUUCAACUUUCACGCAAUCCCACUGACUCCGCAACGGGGAGCCUGGGAGUGUGGCCUUUUAUCUUCGUUUUGUCUCUUUCAGACCCUUAGAGGGUUAGUAGGAUUGAGUGCAGACGCACUUGCCCAACUUUGCCCCCCCACGACCCUGGAGAUCGACGGAGAGGAGAACGAACCAGUGGGAUCAUUUGAUCUAUUGGUCCGUGACUGGAUGCUAGACUCCUGGACCCGCGUGGGAAAGUCCAAGGAUAUCGCAUACGACGACAAUGUGGAAGUGAUCAAGGGUAUUUUUCAGACCAUGAUCAUUGACGAGAUCGGGAUCCAAGACGGCUACUAUUUGCACAGAACCGGAAGAGGACCUUUUGCGAAGCACCAAUCGACCUACGCAGACGAAGUCAAGUACAAACCAAGCUUCCCCGACGAAUUGAGAGCCACAGAAUGGCUCUACACUGACAUGGGAGGUUACAUGCCCGCAGAGCCGGAAUCCAUCGGUACUGUUAGCAACUGGACGAUUGAUCGCUUGAUCCCAGCCCCAACGAUAAAUCCUGGCGACAAGGCACUUCUUCCGCGAGGACCUGGGCCAUUAUCAGCCAUUGUCAUGGCUCCGGUCCUUGCAGACAUGCCUGAUGAUCUGAUCAGAUGGUACAAGCGCCAGGACUUCGAAAUCAAGGACAAUGUGCCAAUUUUUGAAGGCGGGGAACUCAUCUCGUCGGAUUCUUCGUCGAGUUCUGAAGUACCCGACCCGGGGUCGAAGGCAGCGGUGAAGAAGCCAGUGAACCCAGUGUCGAACCGCAAGAAGCAAUUGAUCAAACUCCCACGAUUCCCCCCGUCAACAGCGUCAACGGCGACAGGCAAGCCUGUCACCCCGGCACCUCCCGAGAAGACGAAGGACCCCUGGACUCCGAGCGGGCCUCUGAAGUCCCUCUCGCUGGGCACCCCGAAGCGCCCACGCCCCUCCUCGAAGAGUAGCUCUGAGUACGUGCAGUCGAGCUCGUCGUCAAGCUCUGGAGGAAAGGAAUCUAAGCCAGGGGCUCAGGGAGGCGACGAACCAGUUGAUCAAACGAUGACAGGUUAUGGUUGGGGCGAGUGCAAGGACGGGCGGCCCUACGUUGCUGAUAUUGUACCUGACAUUCGGGGCGCCGAACAGUUUACUUGCUCGACUUUGGAGAGCGAUGAUGAAUGCACUCCGGCAAAGAGAACAGUGGGCCCGGCCACGAAGAUCAUGUCGACAUUUCCAGGGUUGAAAGGCUGGCUUGGGGAGGUAGGAAGCCGGCCUACGCAGCGACUGCUGACUGGGAACUACGCAACUUACGUGCCAGCGGGUCUUGUGAGACCGUCCCAGUGGGAUGACAUUAUACGAGCAGCCGCGCAGCCAUGGGCCCCUGCCACGGCUUCGAAGGAGAGCAGGGACGAGAGAAUGAAGAAGCGGCAGAGAAGCCGAGGCGAAUGAUCAAAUGGUUCAUGAGCACUCUAGUGGGUAGGAAAUCGAGUUGGGGAGGUCACGGGCCAAAACAGGCGAAAGAAGUGUCUGGGAUUGACGAGGCUUUUGGGAACCGUGAGGACAGGUGUCAAAGCCUCGUGGGGAGCUGUGAGUUGGGGGAGAGGCGUGCUAGGCCGUUUUGGGCCAUUGGGCAAUUUCCUGUACGUAGAAAAGGGCCAAGGCCGCGGCCCUGACCAUCAUCACCAUCAUCUUCUUCAAGGAUCGGAUCAAGAACGGGGAGCUUAAGGGCUCUUUUCUUGAGAAGAUCUUCAUCACUAUCAAUUGAUCAUUUGCCCUUAUUA